Messenger RNA from Apodemus sylvaticus (European woodmouse), 2381 nucleotides. RefSeq names its product protein phosphatase 2 regulatory subunit Balpha (gene Ppp2r2a). Gene Ontology annotation, biological process: peptidyl-serine dephosphorylation. The record is from RefSeq and is a predicted model, not a curated record. Gene Ontology annotation, molecular function: protein binding; protein phosphatase regulator activity. The coding region runs from base 335 to 1678 and encodes 447 amino acids. The transcript has 10 exons. Lineage: Eukaryota; Metazoa; Chordata; Mammalia; Rodentia; Muridae. Gene Ontology annotation, cellular component: protein phosphatase type 2A complex; cytosol.
AGCCAGCGGGCGCCAUUUUGAAAGUGGAGUCGCCUGCCCCUGCCGCCGCGGCCGCCGUCGCUGUCCUAGCCGCCGCUGCUGCCGCUGCCGCCGCUGCUGCUGUCUCCACCGCGGGAGAAGGAGCACGAGACGGGACGCCCCUGAGUGAACGCCACCAUCCUGCUGACCGCUCCGUCCGGGCCGCUUCCUUUCCGCCCCGGUCCCCGUCCCCUCCCCCCUCAGGUGCCAUCCGCCUCCAUCCGCGCCCUCGAUCCCCCCAUCCCCAGGUGUGGGGGCUGAGCCCCGGUCGCGGAGACCCCGACGAGCCCGGCAGGGUCACCAUUUGCAGUGCGACAUGGCAGGAGCUGGAGGAGGGAAUGAUAUUCAGUGGUGUUUUUCUCAGGUGAAAGGAGCCGUAGAUGAUGACGUAGCAGAAGCAGAUAUAAUUUCUACAGUAGAGUUUAAUCAUUCUGGAGAAUUACUAGCCACAGGAGAUAAAGGUGGGAGAGUUGUCAUCUUUCAACAAGAGCAGGAGAACAAAAUCCAGUCUCAUAGCAGAGGAGAAUACAAUGUUUACAGCACCUUCCAGAGCCAUGAGCCAGAAUUCGACUACUUGAAAAGCUUAGAAAUAGAAGAAAAGAUCAACAAAAUUAGGUGGUUACCCCAGAAAAAUGCUGCCCAGUUUUUAUUGUCUACCAAUGAUAAAACAAUAAAAUUAUGGAAAAUCAGUGAAAGAGACAAAAGACCAGAAGGCUAUAACUUGAAAGAGGAGGAUGGAAGAUAUAGGGAUCCUACUACAGUCACCACACUACGGGUGCCGGUAUUUAGGCCCAUGGAUCUAAUGGUAGAGGCCAGUCCACGGAGAAUAUUUGCCAAUGCCCACACCUAUCACAUCAACUCAAUUUCUAUCAAUAGUGAUUAUGAAACCUACUUAUCAGCAGAUGAUUUGCGAAUUAAUCUCUGGCAUCUGGAAAUUACAGACAGGAGUUUUAAUAUCGUGGAUAUUAAGCCCGCCAAUAUGGAAGAGCUCACCGAGGUGAUCACAGCUGCAGAAUUUCAUCCCAACAGCUGUAACACGUUUGUGUACAGCAGCAGUAAAGGAACUAUUCGGUUAUGUGACAUGAGGGCAUCUGCGCUCUGUGACAGGCAUUCUAAAUUGUUUGAAGAACCUGAAGAUCCCAGCAACAGGUCUUUUUUUUCUGAAAUCAUCUCCUCUAUUUCUGAUGUAAAAUUCAGCCAUAGCGGUCGAUAUAUGAUGACUAGAGACUAUUUGUCAGUCAAAAUUUGGGACUUGAAUAUGGAAAACAGGCCCGUGGAGACAUACCAGGUACAUGAAUACCUCAGAAGUAAACUUUGCUCACUGUAUGAAAACGACUGCAUAUUUGACAAAUUUGAAUGUUGUUGGAAUGGGUCUGACAGCGUUGUCAUGACUGGAUCCUACAAUAAUUUCUUCAGAAUGUUCGACCGGAACACAAAACGGGAUAUAACCCUAGAAGCAUCACGAGAGAACAAUAAGCCUCGCACAGUUUUGAAGCCACGCAAAGUCUGUGCAAGUGGCAAGCGAAAGAAAGAUGAAAUUAGUGUUGACAGCCUAGACUUCAACAAGAAAAUCCUUCAUACAGCCUGGCACCCCAAGGAAAACAUCAUUGCUGUAGCGACUACAAACAAUCUGUAUAUAUUUCAAGACAAAGUGAAUUAGGCUGGCAUUCUCUGCAGAGGAGCCACUUCCUGCUUAGUGAGAUAGUUGAAUCUAGCAUUCAUACCUAUAAGAGAGCGGUCCAUUGUGGCGCCCCUUUCCAGUGUUUGACAGUGUGCCAUUCAACAACACAUUUGAUAGCCGCAUGGAGAAAGCUGUGUGGAUGCACCCCAGGCUGUUUUCCAUGUCUGCUAGCCAUUUAGGGAAGGGAAGGGCACUUUUAAUUUAAUGACUUCUUGCACCAUCUUGCCUGGUGGACUGGACUGGACUGUGUCAGCAUUGAUGUACUCCACUUUUUAUGCCUUCCAUUGUGAUGACGUCAAACACAGUGAACGCCUUCAGUCAUGCUAUGGAAUUUGUGUAUCCUCAUUACUGUAUCAUUUGUGGGGUACACCCCUCCCCUCUUUUUUAAAUUAAAUACAGCUCAUUCUUACUGUGGCUUGUAGCAUUCCUCCUCUCUGGCCUCCUGGACUCUUCCCUCCAUCUCUCACCCUUGCCCUUUCCACCUUGUCUUGGUGGUGGCGUAUUCAAAAAAGGAAGAACGAAAGCACACAAAAAUGAGUCAGUUGGGGUCAGUGGUAAUGGGGGGAAUAUGUUGCGAACAAAUGUUUUAAUAAAAGUUGGCUGUAAUCACUCCUUGCCAUGUCUGGCACUGAAAAUAAGGAAAAAAAACUACUACUGAAUAAAAGUGACAAAGAAUGGAGAA